This is a messenger RNA of Verticillium alfalfae VaMs.102, 1548 nucleotides long. RefSeq lists its product as hypothetical. NCBI's taxonomy places the organism in Eukaryota, Fungi, Ascomycota, Sordariomycetes, Glomerellales, Plectosphaerellaceae. Gene Ontology annotation, molecular function: flavin adenine dinucleotide binding; N,N-dimethylaniline monooxygenase activity; NADP binding. The record is from RefSeq and is a predicted model, not a curated record. The transcript is spliced from 3 exons. Bases 1 to 1548 code for a protein of 515 amino acids.
AUGCCGUCUCAGUCCGGUUUGCAGAACCCGCUUCUGCAUCCUUUUCUUUUCGUCUAUCAGCUGCUCCAGUGGUUCAUCAACAGACUCCUCUCUCCAACGCCGCCCAACCCCAGCAGACAGCUCCUCCGUCCCAAGAUUGCUGUCAUUGGCGCGGGCAUCACUGGUGUUGCUGCGGCCUCGCACUGCAUUGGCCAUGGUUUCGACGUUGUCAUUUUUGAGGCUGGGCCCAAGUCAAAUCUGGGCGGCAUCUGGAGUAAGGUGAACAAUACCUCGAGCCUCCAGAUUCACUCCAUGAUGUACCGCUUCCAUCCGUCGGUGAACUGGGAACGCGGCUAUCCGGACCGCCAGCAGAUCGUCAGCCAGGUCCGCCAGCUUUGGGAGCGCUACGGUCUGGAUACACGCACCAAGUUUAACACGCCUGUCAACAAGGUGUACCAGGAUGACAAGGGCCGUUGGAUCGUCAACAAUACUUCCAAUGGUCGGUUCGAGGGCAUCAUCGGCGCCGUCGGCACAUGUGGCGAACCAAAGAUACCCAAGGUCGACGGCAUUGAAAAGUUCCAGGGUCCUGUCUACCAUUCGAGCCAGCUGACGGGCAAGAGCGCCAAGGGCAAGAAGAUUGCCGUCAUUGGCGGCGGCGCCAGUGCUGUCGAGGCGCUCGAGUUCGCUGCGGCCGAGGAUGCCGACAAGACGUACAUCCUCUCGAGGAGCGACAAGUGGAUCAUCCCUAGGAACCCGUUGGUCAACAUGCUGCUCGCCUUUAAUGUGUUUGGCCAGGAAACGGUUCUCUCCUGGGUCCCGGAGCUGCUUCUGCGCCGUCUCUUCUACCGCGAUCUGUCAGACAUUGCGCCGUCCCAGAAGGGCAUCUUCGAGGACACGCCCAUGGUCAACAGCGAUGUGCUGGACAAGAUUCGCGAGGGCAAGGCCGACUGGAUCCGUGGCGACAUUGAAGAUUUCACCAAGGAUGGCAUCGUUAUCAACCGCCGCUCCAAGGGGGUGCCCAAGGGUGGACCGGGGAGGACCGAAACAAUCCCCGCCGACGUGAUCGUCAUGGCCACUGGCUUCAAGCGCCCUUCGCUCUCCUUCCUGCCUGACGACUGCUUCGACGAGCCGUACGACCCACCCAACUGGUACCUUCAGACGUUCCCUCCGAACCACCCCUCCAUCUCGGCCAUUAACUGUACGUACGUCAAUGCCAUUGGCACCGUUGGAAACUGGCACAUUGGCAUCUACACCCGCAUCCUGCUCAUGUUCCUCGUCGACCCGCUGACGCGGCCCAACCCGACAUGGAUGCGCCUCUGGAUUGACUUUACGCGGCUGCUCAAGUCCGCCUCGCCCAUCGCCGCUUUUGACUUUUUCACCUACACUGAGCUCGUUUGGUGGUUCACGUUUUGCAUAGCGUUCAACCCCUUCCGCUGGAAGUGGGCAUUCUUCGUCUUUUUCGGUAUCGGGUAUGCGCUGCCUAAGCGUGUCAUUGAGGCUGAGAUGCCGCUGCGGAACGGAGCCGGCGUGCAUCAAGAGACUGGGAGGGAUAUUGGGCGGAGUCUAUGA